AUGGCCGACCUCGAGAAACUCAGCCAGGAGCUGAGGAGCAGGAGCGCCUCCGAGCACGCGCAGCUCGAGUCCAAGGACCGUGCGAAGAAGCUGAAGACUCUGGAUGCCGCCUUUGUUGUGGACUGCACGUCAUCAAUGCGAGGGGUGCUGAGCAAUGCUAAGGAGAAAAUGAAAUGCAUUGAGGAAGCGGUCAGCCAGCGCUUGGGUGUGGGAGCAUGCGUCCGGUUUGCCAUUGUCGCGUACCGGGACUACGAGGACACGAAGCACAUGCAGGUUCUUCCGUUUACAAGCGACUUGCAAAGAAUCCAGGACUUCAUGUGUAAGCUAGAGGCGUGCACAAACAGCCGCCUGCCGUGGGACAUCUGCGAGGAUGUCAUUGGCGGGCUGCAGGAGGCUUUAGCUUUGUCUUGGGAUGCGAAGACACGAAUUUUGUAUCUUGUAUGCGAUGCCCCACCACACGGACAUCGCUUUUACGAGAAGAAUGACAAAAACAAGCGCUGGGAUAGCUUUCCUGCUGACAUCAAGCAAUGGCGGCCAACGGACACUGCCAUUGAACAAUCUAUCAAGUUUUCAAAGACUUGUGUGCUGCGGCCGGAAGCUUCACCAAGCGCAUUCGUUGACUGCAUCCUGGAAAGCACUUCCCGCACGCUGCGUUCUUCGCUGACCAGCUCGAAGACGCGGCAAGUGUGUCAAAAGGACCAAGUGCACCAUUUGGUUGCUGUAAAAGAAGACCAUGACGUGCAGUGGGAUGGCUCAACCAGCUGGCCAGAGUAUCACGUCCUGGUGACUUCUGUUACCGUGCUCGGCUUGGAUAGGGACCCCAAGCAAAACACGACCUGCUGGCAGCUGCGCAUCAGGGCGCAGCCGUUUGCCAGUGGCAGCAUGCGAUGGGCUUUCCAGCUGUCAGCCAAGGCGCACAAGGCAGCUGGCUACCAGGGGCGGGAGGCUGCUUUUGCAGAUGUCCAGACACAGGCCUAUGCGAGGCUUUUCGCCAGGGACGUCAGCUUGGAAUUUCCAGUGCCGCCGCUGCAGUUUUUGGAUACAUGGGUGGUUCAGCCAUUGUGUUGGAAGGUUGCAGGCUACGCAACAAUGGAGCCUUUCAUUCCUGGGGAGUAUCAGAAGUACACCAACAACAAUGGCUACACGUCCCCGGGAGCAAAGCUUGCAGAGACGUUUUCGCACUUCACUUGGCACCAUUCCGGUGGCUGCAUGCAGGUGACUGACUUGCAGGGCUUUGGGCUGCAGAUCUUGACGGAUCCGCAGAUACACAGCACUUGCAAGGGAUUCUUCAGCAGGGGGAAUCUUGGAAAGCAUGGCAUGGAUGAGUUCUUCGUGACCCACUGCUGCAACGAUCUGUGCCAUCGCCUUGGCCUCAGGCCAUCGCCGAUGCAGCUUGGAUUCGACGCGGUGUCUGUGGCUGAUGUCUCUGACACAGCUUCCGUCAUGUCAGAUUGUGAACAAUUGUCUGCAUCGGGCAAAUUGUCUUGCGAGCUUUGCUUCGGCCUUGUGCCAACAGCAAACAAGCAGCAACUCGCAGACAUCUUCGGUAAGCAUGGAGGCUGGUACUGUCAGGCAUGCAUACCAAAGAUCGAAGCUGGCAAAGUUCGCACAACGUGCCGUUCCUGCCAGAAAGACUUCGCAUACUCUGCCUACGUCAUCAAGACCAAGGGCUGUGAGGUGCCGGACACUUGCGAACAAUGUCAGCGUGAUGAAUCAUGGAUGUUCAUAGACCCAUGA
Symbiodinium pilosum is the source of this 1737-nucleotide messenger RNA. The record is from the annotation of a GenBank genome assembly. Lineage: Eukaryota; Dinophyceae; Suessiales; Symbiodiniaceae.